AUUUCUCUUGUCCCUCAUCAUCUGCAUCUCCUUACCCCCUACUUAUACGCCAGAGCGCCCAGAACAGAAAUACUUCCACCACAAUUUAUAGCGCUCGAGGAAACACAUCCAUCGGUAUUCGACAUGGCCACAUUGGGCAGUCCGCCACACAGGCAACGCUCUGCCUCAAAUAGCAGCCUCUUGUCCUCUAUCGUGAACACAAUCCCUGCGCCCCUUACCAAUUUAUUCACUUCUCCAAGAGUAGAACAAAGGGUCUUGCUCGAAGAAGACGAAGUUCCUCUAGAAGAAGGGAGCCAGUCGCUUAGCAAAGAAGCUCCUGUCGGAUUACGGAGGGUCGAACUGAGAGUAGGAGGAAUGACCUGUGGGGCGUGUGUGGCAUCCAUCGAGUCUCAGCUGAAGCAACCCGGUAUUAAAAGCAUCCAGAUAUCUCUGCUUGCUGAGCGAGGGGUAGUAGAAUACGAUGAGAACUUUGUCAAGGCGGAUGGAGAGCAUUGGACAGACGACAAGAUUGCCGAGGAAAUAGAAGACAUUGGGUUCGAAGCCACUGUCGUCGAAAAGAGUGAAGUGCAAGAGGUGGAAUUACGUGUAUAUGGACUGGAGAACCAAGAAAUAGUCAGCAGUUUGCUAUCGACUACAGAGGGGAUCCCUGGUGUCCAUUCUGCCGUUCUUCUGCCGCCCUACUCCCACCUCGCCCUAACACAUUCCCCUCUAUUAAUCUCUCUUCGUUCAAUCGUCGACACGCUUUCCGCAUCUUUCCCACAGCUAUCAUUUUUACCAGUAUCAAACAAUGAUGAUUCUCAAAUAGCGUCUCUGCAAAAGCACAAGGAAGCAGCUUUAUGGAAAAGGACGCUUUUCUUAUCGGCCAUAUUUGCUGUCCCCGUGUUUAUCAUUGGGAUGCUAAGCAUGUAUCUGCCGAUGUGGUUGAUGGGAUGGACUAUGUGGAAAGUUGUGACGGGGAUCUAUCUUGGGGAUCUCGUCUGUCUGGUGCUUACACUGCCUGUGCAAACCUGGCUGGCAAAGAAGUUUUAUCUGAAUGCUUGGAAAUCUAUCAAGCACGGAUCAGCUACCAUGGAUGUUCUGGUUGUUCUUGGAACAUCCUCUGCUUUCUGUUACUCUGUCCUUGCCAUGUUCUUCGCCAUGUUCUCAUCCGACCCGGACUACCGCCCUCAAACCUUCUUUGACACUUCCACCAUGUUAAUCACUUUCGUCUCCCUUGGUCGAUACAUCGAAAACAUCGCCAAAGGCAAGACUUCCGCCGCUCUUACCGACCUCUUGUCCCUCACUCCUUCCUCCGCUACGAUUUACGUUGAUCCCCCUGCGGAGGGCGAGCUGCCGGAUUCUUCUGCCAAGACACGUAAAGUCCCCACUGAACUCGUUCAGGUCGGUGAUGUCGUACUUCUUGUUCCUGGUGAGAAGAUCCCGGCCGAUGGUACCGUCUUAACCGGCUCAACAUCAGUUGACGAAUCCAUGGUAACUGGCGAAGCUCUUCCCAUGCCUAAAACAGCCGGUUCUCAGGUGAUCGGCGGUACGGUAAACGGAUUGGGGACCAUCACUUUCCGGGUCACCCGCGCUGGAGCCGACACCGCCCUUUCCCAGAUUGUUAAACUCGUAGAGGAUGCUCAGACUUCAAAGGCACCUAUUCAAGAGUUUGCCGAUCGCGUCGCUGGUAUCUUUGUCCCCAUUGUCAUCACUCUCUCGUUGUCGACGUUUGUGAUAUGGAUGAUCAUUUCGCUUCUCUCGUCUUAUGGCAGCUUGCCAGAGGUUUUCCAUUCUCCUGGCGUGGGCAGAUUUGGUGUUUGCCUCAAGCUCUGCAUCUCUGUGGUCGUUGUGGCUUGCCCAUGCGCUUUGGGGUUGAGCACCCCUACAGCCGUGAUGGUCGGUACAGGGGUCGGUGCUAAGAACGGUAUCCUUAUCAAGGGCGGAAAAGCCCUUGAAGCGUGCAAGGGCGUCAAGAGGGUUGUUUUGGACAAGACUGGAACGGUGACAGAAGGCAGGAUGGCUGUUGUCUCGGUCGUUUGGGCUUCCUCGUCUAGCGGUGUCAACAUUGGACAAGGGGACUUGGACACUGCCGCCACGUUGUCUACUACAACGUCUGCCAACCCUCUUCAACGACACACUAUCAUCUCCCUUAUUUCUCUUGCCGAAGCCAGGUCUGAACAUCCCUUGGGUAUGGCUGUUGCCGCGCAUGGGCGUGAAAUUCUCUCCAACGCUGGCCUUCCACCUCCGAACGGCGAGGUCGUCGAGUUUGAGAGCCAUACCGGUGAAGGCCUCGAGGCUGUCGUCAAACUUUCUGGCGGUGCGGUUGAGGAGUGUAUCCGGAUCGGCAAAGCAGAUUUUGUGCUGUCCAACAACAGCAAAUUUGGUGAAGCUUAUGCUGAGAAGCAACUUAGUAUGCCAAGCGAAAUCCUCGAGUUUGAACAUGAUCAAAUGGCUCUUGCCAGGACUGUCAUCUUCGUCUCAAUCAUCCGCCCUACCGGUGUGGUUCCCGUCGCCGCCCUCUCUUUAUCUGAUUCCCCCAAGCCGACCUCCGCUCAAGCCAUCCGUGCCCUCAAGAAUAUGGGUAUCAAGGUGACCAUGCUUACAGGUGACGCUGCUGCUACCGCUCAAGCGGUCGCCCGACAGGUCGGUAUCGACGAGGACGAGGUUUACUCUGGCGUAAGCCCCAAAGGGAAGGCCAAGAUUGUCCAAGAUCUUGAUGGAGCCAGCGGUGGCGUAGCCAUGGUUGGCGACGGUAUCAAUGAUUCUCCCGCUCUUGUUGCAGCUUCUCUCGGUAUCGCCCUUUCUUCCGGUACAUCUAUUGCCAUCGAAGCGGCCGAUGUCGUCCUCGUGCGAUCCGACUUGCUGGACGUUGUUGCAGCCCUCGACUUGGGUCAGGUCAUCUUCAGGAAAAUCAAGGCCAACUUGAUCUGGGCGUGCUGCUAUAAUGUGCUGAUGAUCCCCUUGGCGAUGGGUGUAUUAUUGCCAUGGGGUAUCCAUCUUCAUCCAAUGAUGGCUGCGGCGGCUAUGGCGUUUAGCAGUGUUUCCGUUGUGGUAUCGAGUUUGACUUUGAAGUGGUGGACUCGGCCCCAGUCGUCAAUCGCUUCCGGAGAAACCUACAUUCACCCAAGUCCUCGCAAGAGUGUUGUGUCUGUCUUCGUCGAGGGCGCCAGAGACACCAUCAUGGAUGGUGUUGAUCGCCUUGCAGAGAAGCUACCCUUCUUGAAGAGAUUUACUGAAAGAAGAGGAAAUGUACCCUCGACGGCAGAGUACGAGGCUAUUCCUUUAGGUCAAGCGGGAGUGUAUGAGGUGUAGGCUAUGUUUGUUUCUUAUGGACCUUUGGGUUUUGUUUUUUGGUCAUUUUCGUAGUAAUCUGUGUACAUUUUUGAAUAUUGAAUAAAUGUAUCCUAUGCCA
Molecule: messenger RNA, 3391 nt
Organism: Cryptococcus deneoformans JEC21
Lineage: Eukaryota; Fungi; Basidiomycota; Tremellomycetes; Tremellales; Cryptococcaceae
Product: copper-exporting ATPase, putative
Exons: 5
Coding region: 124-3291 (1055 amino acids)
Biological process (GO): copper ion homeostasis; monoatomic cation transport
Cellular component (GO): membrane
Molecular function (GO): copper ion binding; ATP binding; P-type divalent copper transporter activity
Source: RefSeq, a predicted model, not a curated record